UGCUGCGCGGCGGCCGAGCCGAGGGCGAGGAGAAGCGACCCGAGGAGGGGGCCGGCUUCCCGCGGACACGCGAGGUUGCGGGGACCAUGGCCAACCACACCCAGGAAGCCGGGGGCGUCCAUUUCCCCUUUCCCUUCCCGCCCUACUCCAUCCAGAAGGAGUUCAUGGCAGAGCUGUACCGGGUUUUGAAGGCCGGCAAGAUUGGGAUAUUCGAGAGUCCGACCGGCACAGGUAAGUCCUUGAGUCUCAUCUGUGGCGCCCUCACGUGGCUCCGGGACUUCGAGGAGGAGCAGCGGCAGGAGGAAGCUCGUCUCCUCCGCUGCGGAGCCGCCGCCGCCUCCAGCCCCUCGUCUUCCAGCCAGGAGCCCCCCGGCACCCCAAGGCCCGCCGGGGAGCCCGACUGGGUCACUCAGUUUGUGCAGAAGAAAGAAGAAAGGGAGCUGGUGGAGCGGCUGCAGGAGGAGCAGGGGCGGCGGCGGCGGCGGGAGGAGCGGCUGCAGCGCGUCCGCCACGAUGCGCAGCUCAAGUAUGCGGCCGCCAAGCGCCUGAGGCAGGAGGAGGAGGUGGCGAGUCUCCUGCGCCUGAGCCAGGAGAUGCUGGCGGGGUCGGGAGCGGAGGCCGGGGCGGAGCUGGAGGCCGGGGAGGAGGAGCUGGUCCUGGCCGAGUACGAGAGCGAUGAGGACAAGGACAAGCCGGUGGCCACCAGCGUGGAGGAGGAGGAGGAUGACCUGGAGGAGGAACACGUGACCAAGAUCUAUUACUGCAGCCGCACCCACUCGCAGCUCAGCCAGUUCGUGCGCGAGGUGCAGAAGAGCCCCUUCGGCAAGGGCACCCGCCUGGUCUCCCUGGGCUCGCGCCAGAACCUGUGCGUGAACGCGGAGGUGAGCGGCCUGCGGUCCGUGGAGCUCAUCAAUGACCGCUGCCUGGAGAUGCAGAGAAGCAAGCACGAGAACCACAGAGCGGAGCCCGACCAGCCCAAGAGGCGGCGGCCGGAGGGCCGGGCGGCGAGGGCCGGCUGCCCGUUCUACGGCCACGAGCAGCUGCGGCUGCUGCAGGACGAGAUCCUGGUGGGCGUGAGGGACGUGGAGCAGCUGGUGGCGCUGGGCAGGGAGGCCCGGGCCUGCCCCUACUACGGGAGCCGCCUGGCCAUUCCCCAAGCCCAGCUGGUGGUGCUGCCCUACUCGAUGCUCCUGCACGAGGCCACGCGGCGGGCCGCGGGCGUCCGCCUGCAGGGCCAGGUGGUCAUCAUCGACGAGGCUCACAACCUGAUGGACGCCAUCGCCAGCAUGCACGGGGCCGAGGUCCGCGGCUCCCAGCUCUGCCAGGCGCAUGCGCAGCUGCUCCAGUACAUGGACCGCUACGGGAAGCGCUUGAAGGCCAAGAACCUGAUGUACAUCAAGCAGAUUCUGUACCUGCUGGAGAAGUUCGUGACGGUGCUGGGAGGGAACAUUAGGCAGAACCCCAACACACAGUACCUCUCGACGACAGGAACGGCGCUGCUGAGCAUCAACGACUUCCUGUGCCGGAGCCAGGCCGACAACAUCAACCUGUUCAAGGUGCAGCGGUACUUGGAGAAGAGCAUGAUCAGCAGGAAGCUCUUCGGCUUCACGGAGCGCUAUGGAGCCAUCCUCCCGGCCUCCAAGCAGGAGUCCAAGUUGUCUGGCUUUCAGCGCUUCCUGCAGCACCUGCACGAGGAGGCCUCGGCCACCCAGGCCCCCACAGCCCCCACAGAGGAGGCCGAGGCCCCGCGGCUGGCCUCGCCGCUGGUGCACAUCGAAGGCUUCCUCGCAGCCCUCACCACCGCCAACCAGGACGGCAGGGUCAUCCUGAGCCAGCAGGGCAGCCUCAGCCAGAGCAGCCUCAGGUUCCUGCUUCUGAACCCGGCGGUGCACUUCGCGCAGGUGGUGAGGGAGUGCCGGGCCCUGGUCAUUGCUGGUGGCACCAUGCAGCCGGUGUCUGACUUCCGGGAGCAGCUGCUGGCGUGUGCCGGGGUGGAGGCUGAGCGCGUGGUGGAGUUUUCCUGUGGUCACGUGAUCCCGCCAGACCACAUCCUGCCCCUGGUCAUCUGCCACGGGCCCUCGGGCCAGCCGCUGGACUUCACCUUCCAGAAGCGAGCCCUGCCUCAGAUGAUGGAGGAGACGGGCCGUGCCCUGUGCAACCUGUGCAGUGUGGUCCCCGGAGGGGUGGUGUGCUUCUUCCCCUCCUACGACUACCAGCGCCAAGUCCACGCACACUGGGAAAAGAGUGGCCUGCUGGCCCGCCUGGCCAUCAGGAAGAAGGUCUUCCAGGAGCCCAGGAGCGCCGGUCAGGUGGAGCAGGUGCUGGCGGCCUACGCCAAGUGCAUCGCGGGCUGCAGCCGGGCAGGCGGCACAGUGACCGGGGCGCUGCUCCUCUCCGUGGUGGGAGGGAAGAUGAGCGAAGGCAUCAACUUCUCGGAUGACCUGGGCCGGUGUGUGGUGAUGGUGGGCAUGCCCUACCCCAACAUCAAGUCUCCGGAGCUGCAGGAGAAGAUGGCCUACCUGGAGCGGACACUGCCUCGGGCGCCGGGCCAGGCCGCGUCGGGCAAGGCGCUGGUGGAGAAUCUGUGCAUGAAAGCCGUCAACCAGUCCAUCGGCAGGGCCAUCCGGCACCAGCGGGACUUCGCCAGCAUCGUGCUCCUGGACCAGCGCUACGCGCGCCCCCCGGUCCUGGCGAAGCUGCCCGCGUGGAUCCGCGCGCGCCUUGAGGUCAAAGCCACCUUCGGCCCGGCCUUCGCCGCAGUGCGCAAGUUCCAUCGUGAGAAGUUGGGUGCCGCUUAACGGCAGCACCCCCCCCCCCCCCCCCCCCCCCCCCCCCCCCGCUGCGGGCAGCUUGAGAAGGGAGAUGCUGCGGACCCGGCUUCUCAGUGAACCACAGGCUGCGGGGAGGAGCCCCCCCACACUCCCACCCCCAGCUCAGCGGGCUGUGAACCUCCCCCUUGUCUGUUUCCA
Messenger RNA from Dipodomys spectabilis (banner-tailed kangaroo rat), 2969 nucleotides. RefSeq names its product DEAD/H-box helicase 11 (gene Ddx11). The coding region runs from base 87 to 2798 and encodes 903 amino acids. Gene Ontology annotation, biological process: nucleobase-containing compound metabolic process; establishment of sister chromatid cohesion. The transcript has 27 exons. The record is from RefSeq and is a predicted model, not a curated record. Gene Ontology annotation, cellular component: nucleus. NCBI's taxonomy places the organism in Eukaryota, Metazoa, Chordata, Mammalia, Rodentia, Heteromyidae. Gene Ontology annotation, molecular function: DNA helicase activity; hydrolase activity, acting on acid anhydrides, in phosphorus-containing anhydrides; ATP binding.